AUGGCAAUUCCACUAAUCCUUGCAAUUCUGUCGUUUCUUGUUAAAGCUGUUGAUCUAACAAUCAUUGAAUCGGCUGAUAAUGUACUAAGAAUGACUGGUUUCUCACUACUGAUUGUUGCACUUGCUGACAUUGUAACGACGACUGCUGCAAUUUUAUCAUUGAUUGCUCAACUUGUCGAGACACUCUUGAUGACGAUUGCAACUCUUCAAGUGACAUCUGUAAUCGCCGCAUCCAUUCAGACUCUACCAAUAAUAGUUGUUGCAUUGGCUGGAUUUGUGUCACCGAUUGUUGCUUUUGUUGAGAUUGUACCAGUGGUUGUUGGAUCGGUGCUACAGAUGGACCAAUUUGCACUAGAGAUGGCUGAAUCUGCUGAAGUCGCACCAAUGACUGUUGUGACUGCAACAACGCCUGUAAUGAUGAAGACCAUGUUGGUGAUGACGCUGUGGACUCUAUCCAUUGCAGAAGUUGGCAUUGCGUUUACGACCGGACUGACUGUGAAAUCUCAUGAAUCGAUUGAGACUCCAUCGGUAAUGAAUAGAAUGGUUGAAUCUCUCCUCAUGAUUGCUGUUGAACUAAUUCUAGAGGCUGUGUCAGAUGCUAUUUGCCGAUGUUGUAACUACGUCUGUGGAUCUGUUCCGUUGCUGAAUCAUUAUUCUGAUGCUGAAUCGGUUGUAAGCGAACCUGCUGGACCAGUGUCGAUGACCGCUGGGACUCCGUCGAUUCCAACUGCACAGAUUCUGUUGUCCAUCGAUCGGCUUGCUGAAACUCUACUGGCCAUAUACAGGACUGCUGGAUAUGCAUCGGUGAUAGCUGACUCUGCUGUGACUGCAACGGCAGCUACUGAAAGGUCACAAUCGGUUGCUAAAACUAUUGACUCCUGA
Molecule: messenger RNA, 882 nt
Organism: Oldenlandia corymbosa var. corymbosa
Lineage: Eukaryota; Viridiplantae; Streptophyta; Magnoliopsida; Gentianales; Rubiaceae
Source: the annotation of a GenBank genome assembly